CCUUCUCACCACACGAGCACCAAAUCAUUCACAGCCUUUCUCCAGGUGGCUUGCGCACCAUGUCCAUCGUCCUCCCCGACUGGGUGGCACAUAUAUCCACGGAUGCAGAGGACAAGGAUAAGAAGAAGCCGACGACGAUCUUCUCCCUCUCUGUUAGUCCCGAUGGGUCGCGAUUGGCUACGGGAGGUAUUGAUCAGAAGGUCAGGAUCUGGGCGACGGAGCCUAUGCUAGAUGAGAAGGUGGAGAAGAUGCAGGGAGCUCAUAGGCUUUUGAGCACGCUGUCACGACAUACAGGCUCCGUCGUGUCGGUACGCUUCUCACCAUCAGGACGAUUCCUCGCAACUGGAUCAGACGACACAGUUUGCUUGAUCUGGGAAUUUGACCCACAUGGCGGCGGUGGCUUUGGGUCCUUUGGGUCCUCGGAGCAGAAUGUCGAAUCAUGGCGCAUCCAUAGACGCCUCACUGGCCACGAGUCUGACGUAGUUGACAUUGCCUGGAGCGCAGAUGGGGACGACUCGUUUCUCGCAACCGUCGGUCUCGAUUCGAUCGUCAACGUCUGGAGUGGGCCAGGCGCAGAUGGACGAGGCGGCUUCGAGCUCGUAAAGCGCAUCGCAGGUCACGAUGGCUUUGUCAAAGGAGUAGUGUGGGAUCCCAAAGGUCAAUUCCUUGCUACGCAGUCGGAUGAUAAGACGCUCAAGAUUUGGAGGACGAGCGACUGGUCUCUGGCAAAGAUCAUUCGCGAGCCAUUCGAGCAUUCGCCCAGCUCCAACUUCUUUGGAAGGCCAUCAUGGGCGCCAGAUGGAGGCUGCAUAGUUGCCGCCAACUCGAUGAACGGGCCCGUCUUCACCGCAAACGUCAUUGACCGAGGCUCGUGGGGCACCGGCAUCAAACUUGUCGGACACGAGGACAGCGUAGUCGUCGCCGCCUUUUCGCCUCGACUCUUCAAUGGAAAUGGGGGUCCUCCUUCGACACUCCUUGCUCUCGGCUCGCGCGACCAGAGUAUCAGCGUCUGGAUCACAGGCGAGCCGCGCCCGCUCCUUGUCUUGCGAGACAUCUUCGAGAGGCAGGUGACGGACCUUAGUUGGGGGCAGGAUGGUCUCACGCUCUACGCCUCGUCCACUGCAGGCAGCGUCGCGGUCAUCUCUCUCUCGCCCAGCGAUGUUACCGAGCCCCUGCCCCUCUCGGAACGACCAAUUCAGAAACCACGCCCGCGCAACCUCCCCGUCUUCGCCAACACUACAAUGGGUGCUCCCUCCGCAGGCGGGGUCAAUAUGCUUCAACCUCGCAAAGCUGGUCAAAUGCCAAGCGUGCCUCGCGCAAGCGUCACUGCUCCCUCUGGACCGCCACGAGCGUCUGCGCGCACAGCUACGCCAGUCCCAAUGGGAGGUGCGCCUUUGCCAGCCAACGCACGAGCAGGCGGACAACGGCUCAACCAGCAGAUCCAAAUUACAGCUAAUGGCAAGCGCAGGAUUCGACCAACGCUGAUGAGCGACGACGGCGCAUCGCAGCAAAUGGACAUCGACAUGGGGGCACAAGCGCAGCAGCAGCAGCUUGCUUCUCAGCCGCCGGCUGUCUCACAGCAAGAUCAGCAGCAGCAGGCUUACUUUGCGGCUAUGAGUCACGUCCUUUCCCAGCAGCAGGCGACGCAUACCGCCCAGCCCGCAGCCUCAGCGACCGCUGGACCAGUACAGCUGGGUGGAGCUACCUUUGCUCCCGGCACGCAAUUCAACCUCACUGGCCCCACCUACAUCAUUCAGCGGUCGGCGCCGGUGAAGGCGGGCGAAGAAGGGGACGCAGACGUAGACAUGGACGUGGCAGCGAACGCACACUUCCCUUCAUCAACAAUCGAGCCUGGUCUCGCCGCCAAUCGCCUCGCCCGCACCAAGGGACGCGAAACCCGCGAUGCGCAUCAGCGCGAGGCAGCAGGGCCUGUUGUCUACCUUCGUCCCGAAUUUCGCCCAGGAGACGAAGUCUUUUUCGGGCGAGCAAAGGCCGUAGCCCUGCCCCUGCCUCCAGUGCUCAGUGUGCUUCGUCGCGAGGGAGCGGAGGGAGUUGGCUUCGUCGAGGUACGCAAUUGCGCGGAUGGGUCUCGCCCUGUAGAGGUCAGCGUGCAGGAGGACGGCAAGCCGCCGGCGCUCACCUCGACAGGCUCAUCUUCAUCCACCAUUCAGCCAACCUGGACCGACUAUCUUCCCAGCAAUGUAGUGCGCGUCUCUCUCUCGGCUCCUUACGUUUGCCUCGCCCUCGACACGGGCGUCAUCCUAGUCCACUCCUCCAAGACCGGUCGGCGUCUUUCCACCUUAGCCCUCGACAGUAGCGUCAGCUUCAUGGAGUCCCGCGGACCCCACCUCAUGGCGCUUACUACCUCUGGCCUAUUGCAUCGUUGGAACAUCAAGACAGAUCGGGAGAUCCACCGUCCCAUUUCCUGCCUGUCCCUUCUCACAAAGCAGGACGAUGUACACCAGGUAUACCUGCACCACACUGGCACUCCCAUCCUCGUGAUGAGGAGCGCAGAGGAGGCUUGGACCAUCGACCCGGCAAAAGGGACAUGGGCGCUUCUGGCGAGCGGAUGGUUCGCGGAGUGCAGCCCGUUAUGGGAGACGAGGGGAAGAGGUAGUAGGCAGAGCGUUACGAGCACGCCGACAAGCACGCCAGGGCUGGCUCAUGCGAUGGCCAUUGCAGCCGGUGCACCACCUCACAGCCCAGCAGCGGGAGGGGCCAAUGGGCCACCGGGUACGCCCGGCGCAACAGUGACUUCGCAAGGCGCCACAGCUAACUCGCCCAACGGCGGAGGAGAAGGAGCAGCCACUGCCCCAGCAGCCGCCGCCGCUCCUGCGGUCCCGGCCUCAGCCUACCCCUCGGGUGUGGUUCAGACCGACUCCUCUGGACGCUGGCGUGAACCUAUCCGCGCCAUUGAAUCCGAAAUCAACUCCCUCGUCGUGGCUCGCACCUCCUCCAACCCUGCGCCGCGUCACCCUCGUCCUUUCGCAGACGACACCGCCCGUUGUAGGGAGUUUGCCCUCUCCGCUUCUCUUCGACACCUCGAGGUGCGCAUGACGGGUGCGAUGCUUUUGAGCAGUAAAGACGAGUGGCUCCACGCUCUCAGGGGCUAUGCGCGCAAGCUUGGGGAGGAGGUGGGGGGCGGGACGAAGAGCCUUGCUGAUGAGUUGGUCAGGGAGUUGUUGGGGCCAGUGUAUUAGUGAGUCCACACAUUCGGAAGACGGUACAAAGACAGAAAGCAUCAGCUGACCAAUCGUUCCCCUCCUCCCCGCCUCGCUCGCUCGCAGCAUCCCAAACGAAGACCCCACAGCCGGCUGGCAGUCAACUCUCUUCGACGGUGCCGUGGUGAAGCGCACGGUAUUGCGCGAGGUGUUGAAUGGCUGGGCGAAGAAUAGCAGGCAUUUGGCGGGGAUGGCAGGGACGUACCAGGAACUGCUGAGGCAGUUGGUCUGAGAUGCGGCACGAGGUGUGUAGUGAACAGAAAGGUAGGGUAAGGAGGGAAGAAGGCAAGGCAAAGGCGAG
Messenger RNA from Jaminaea rosea, 3522 nucleotides. RefSeq names its product WD40 repeat-like protein. Gene Ontology annotation, cellular component: nucleus; HIR complex. Gene Ontology annotation, biological process: chromatin remodeling; DNA-templated transcription; regulation of DNA-templated transcription. The record is from RefSeq and is a predicted model, not a curated record. The coding region runs from base 60 to 3200 and encodes 1046 amino acids. The transcript is spliced from 3 exons. Lineage: Eukaryota; Fungi; Basidiomycota; Exobasidiomycetes; Microstromatales. Gene Ontology annotation, molecular function: nucleosome binding; protein binding.